GCUCAGUCCCGGCACCCCAGAAGCACCUGCAAUGAGGGGGCUCCGAUGCGGCUACCGGCUCCUGCCCGACCAGGAUGAGGAGUUGCCCAUGGGGUUCGAGGACCCAGCUGGAGAGGGACAGCGGGGCUGGGAGGGAGCCCCGGCAGCGGCCGAGGAGGAGGAGCCGUGCAGGCUGGUGCUGAGCACACCCAGCAGCAUCCUGCGGGACAGGGAGAUCGAGGAGCUGGGCCCCCACCUGCCCCCGCGGCUGACGCAGCAGCCAUGGCACCUGCUCUACUCGACCGGGCGGGACGGCUUCAGCCUGCGAACGCUGUACCGGAGCGGGGCCCGGCCGGACUCCCCGGCCCUGCUGCUCAUCAGGGACACGGAGGCGCAGGCUUUCGGUGCCUUCUCCGCCACCGCCAUUCGCCCCAGCAGCGGCUUCUACGGCACGGGGGAGACCUUCCUCUUCUCCUUCUGCCCCGAGCUGAAGGUGUUCAGGUGGACGGGCAGGAACGACUUCUUUGUGAAAGGGGAUGUGAAUCUGCUGAUGGUCGGUGGGGCCAGCAGAAGGUUUGGGCUGUGGCUGGACGGUGACCUGCACCACGGGGGCAGCCAGCCCUGCGAGACUUUGGACAACGAGACCCUAUCACACCGGGAGGAGUUCUGCAUCCAGGAUCUGGAAAUGUGGGGUCUGGCCUGACCCCGACAAAGACAUCCAAGUAAAAGGUGCAGGAGAGGAGAUUCUUUGGACUGAUGUCUCGAGCACAGCUGCUCCCUGACAGCACCCGCAGAGCCUGUGGGAUGCUACCAGCCUCAACCCCUCCUCCUUUCACCUGUUCCCAAUAAUACCCCGAUUUCACGGGGAAAGAACAGCCGAUGGGGGCAGCGGGAUUGGGAAAAACAGCAGCCGGGUCUCAGGCCUGCAGCGUCGCUGCCAUGUGGCUGGGGAGCCCAGUGUGUGCAUGGGCCCACAAUGGCAUAGCACAACUAACCCUAACCCUAACCCCAAGCCCAACCCCAAACCACCUGGCUGGGAUGAGCCAGAGCUGCCCCAGGAGGAGGGCACUUGGCACAGCCGGGCACAGCAGGGCCCCACAGGGAAAAGGAAGCUGCAAGAGCAGUGACACUUUAGGACUGAGCAAGCCCAGGCAGCCUCUGCCCCCAGGGCUGGCUGUGGCAGUACUGGAGACAGCACAGUCACCAUUCCUCAA
Molecule: messenger RNA, 1193 nt
Organism: Serinus canaria (Common canary)
Lineage: Eukaryota; Metazoa; Chordata; Aves; Passeriformes; Fringillidae
Gene: TLDC2
Product: TBC/LysM-associated domain containing 2
Exons: 6
Coding region: 32-682 (216 amino acids)
Biological process (GO): response to oxidative stress
Cellular component (GO): nucleus
Source: RefSeq, a predicted model, not a curated record